This is a messenger RNA of Lotus japonicus, 1170 nucleotides long. RefSeq names its product NAC domain-containing protein 83-like. The transcript is spliced from 2 exons. Gene Ontology annotation, molecular function: DNA binding. NCBI's taxonomy places the organism in Eukaryota, Viridiplantae, Streptophyta, Magnoliopsida, Fabales, Fabaceae. Gene Ontology annotation, biological process: regulation of DNA-templated transcription. Bases 108 to 590 code for a protein of 160 amino acids. The record is from RefSeq and is a predicted model, not a curated record.
UUGAUGACACUGCAUGUCUCUAUAAAUAGAUGUCUUAAGACCAUGAGUUUGUCCAUUCAUUCACCCAAAUAGUUCAGACAAGCUAAGCCCUUCCUUCACUUGAUCAUAUGACAUCCUUUGAGAUGCAAGAAGGCCUCAUAACAUAUGACAUGGAUGGAAGUGUUAAGUUGCUACCUGGAUACACGUUUGAUCCCACUGAUGAGGUUCUUGUGAAUUUCUACCUGAAGAGGAGGGUCUUUGCUCAACCUCUUCCUGUUCAAAUAAUACCAGAUUUUGAUGUGUUUCAGAUUGAGCCUUGGGGGCUUCCUGGAAAAGAUGGAAAGAUUUUCAAUAAGCGCACGUGCUUCUUCUAUAACACCAUGGGACGUGACCUUGGAGGCCUUGACAUGAGAGCAGCUGGGAGUGGUCAGUGGAAGGUUUUGGAGAAAGCGAAAAAUGUUCUCAUCCCUCAAAACCAUGAGGUGAUUGGGAAGAGGAACACCCUAAUUUUUUGGGAGGUGCAAGCAGCUUGUUAUAAGAGGACUAAAUGGGUGAUGCAUGAGUUCCGCCUUGUGUUAAUAGCUAACCCAUCUAAAGUAAAGAAAUCAUAGAUCGAAUAACGUGAGAUAAUGUAUGGUUGGUAGAAUAUAUAUUAUCAUAAUCUAAGCUUUUUCUUUUUUUUUUUAUUUAUCAUUAGUAUUAUCUGAUUACACAACUUUGUAACUCAAUAUGCAAAUGGCAAAUUGGAUUGUGUACCACAUAUUUCAGAAGAAGGAUUCAAAGAAUGCGAAGGAGGUAAGAGACUCUAAUGUGGAGAGCUCCAACUGUGGAAAAAAGGUUGAAAGUUUUGAGGUCCUUGAUUUCAAAAGGAAGAGUGGCGAUUUCUUAUACUCUACCUCAAUGACCCUUCCUUAAGUGAGGGCAGUAAAUCUGCUUGAAAUUUGUGGAAAAAGUUGUAAUAUUCGGGGGGUGGGGGGCUCUCUUUGGGUAUUAGUUUUUUUUUUUUUUUUUUGAAAUGCUCUUUUGGUAUUAGUUGAAUCAAGAUAACUGAGUAUGGUUGUUUUGAAUCCUACUAAGAAAGGUUGUUUUCAAGGUGUUUCUUAAGUUCAUUAAGAUAUUUUCGUUUUCUGAAAAAAACAACUUUUGAUGUUAAAUGAUCUAAAAUCACAAUGUGUACUUUAAUAGAUAAAG